AUGUCUCUAUCUCUUCCUCUCUGAGGGUCCCAAUAGCUUCUUUGGUUUGAAUUUGGUGGCCGAAGCAACACAAAAGGUCUCUAUAGUUUUCUGGAUUGUAUGGAUUUGUAUAACAACAAUAGAGGGAUGUUCCGGGGUUUAGUUUGUAGCCCGGUGCCUCCAUUUACCGAGGGACAUGUUGCUAUGUGCGAUGAUCUGAGUAGUGAUGAAGAAAUGGAAAUAGAGGAGCUUGAGAAGAAGAUCUGGAGAGACAAGCAGCGUUUAAAGCGGCUCAAGGAAAUGGCGAGGAACGGUGUAGGAAAAAGAUUGUUGUUGAAGCAGCAUCAUGAUGAUUUUCCAGAGCAUUCGAGUAAGAGAACGAUGUACAAGGCACAAGAUGGGAUCUUGAAGUACAUGUCUAAGACAAUGGAGCGAUGCAAAGCUCAAGGUUUCGUUUACGGGAUCGUUUUAGAGAACGGGAAAACGGUAGCGGGUUCUUCUGAUAAUCUCCGUGAAUGGUGGAAAGACAAAGUGAGGUUUGACAGGAACGGACCAGCUGCUAUAAUCAAGCACCAACGGGAUAUCAAUCUUUCUGAUGGAAGUGAUUUAGGGUCUGAGGUUGGGGAAUGUACCGCGCAUAAGUUGCUUGAGCUUCAAGAUACUACUCUUGGAGCUCUGUUAUCGGCUCUGUUGCCUCACUGCAAGCCUCCUCAAAGGCGGUUUCCUUUGGAGAAAGGCGUGACACCACCAUGGUGGCCAACGGGACAAGAAGAUUGGUGGGAUCAACUGUCUUUACCCGAGGAUUUUCGAGGACUUCCUCCACCUUACAAGAAGCCUCAUGAUCUCAAGAAGCUGUGGAAAAUUGGUGUCUUGAUUGGUGUAAUCAGACAUAUGGCUUCUGACAUUAGCAACAUACCGAAUCUCGUGAGACGGUCUAGAAGUUUGCAGGAGAAAAUGACUUCAAGAGAAGGCGCUUUAUGGCUCGCUGCUCUUAACCGAGAAAAGGCUAUUGUUGAUCAAAUAGCCUUCUCUAGAGAAAACAACAACACUUGUAACUUUCUUGUUCCUGCAACCGGUGGCGACACAAAUCUUUUGUUUCCUGAAUCUGCAAAUUAUGAUGUUGAAGUGAUUGGUGGCUCUUAUCGGAUCAAUCAGCAGUAUCCUGAAUUUGAAAACAACUACAAUUGUGUUUACAAGAGGAAGUUUGAAGAGGAUUUUGGGAUAUCAAUGCAACCAAUACUCCUAACAUGUGAGAACAGUCUCUGUCCUUAUAGCCAACCACAUAUGGGAUUUCAUGACAGGAACUUAAGAGAGAAUCACCAAAUGACUUGUCCUUACAAAGUCACUUCCUUCUACCAACCCACUAAACCCUAUGGUAUGGCCGGUUUAAUGGUUCCUUGUCCGGAUUAUAACCGGAUGCAGCAGCAGGUUCAGUGCAUUCAGGACCAGUUUAAUCAUCCCAACAAUCUCUACAGACCAAAAGCUCCACAAACAGGAAGCAACAACGAUGACUUGGUUGAGGAUUUGAGUCCUUCUCCUUCGACGCUGAAUCAGAAUCUUGGUUUAGUCUUACCUACUGACUUCAGUGGCGAUGUGGAAACAGUAGGAAUGGAGAACAACAAUCUGCAGAAUCAAGAGCAAGAGUUGCCCACAUCUUGGAUUCAGUAAAGAAAGCUUCAUGGAGUUUUCUAUUUAUGUUUUCUAGUUUAUAGCUUUGUUUCUUGCUUAUUCUCUCAUUAAACACAGUUUUUGAUCUCUCCAUUUUAUAGCCUUUGUAGCCAUGGAGAAGAUUAGGUUUCGUAAUAAGUUAAUGACCCAUUC
This is a messenger RNA of Arabidopsis arenosa, 1800 nucleotides long. The record is from the annotation of a GenBank genome assembly. Lineage: Eukaryota; Viridiplantae; Streptophyta; Magnoliopsida; Brassicales; Brassicaceae.